GUCAGCCUGACAGGUCAUCCCUUCCAAACGCCCAAUUUCAGGACUCGAUAUUUUACGACCUAAAGUCCUACCGGAGAAAGUGAAAAAAUUUCUCGGAAAAUGCAGAAUGCGGAGGGUAUAAUUUUUUCUCGACUCGGCGAGAGUGGUUGGUUGUUCGGAAGAGAUACUGGCCGAUUGGAGAAAAUGGUUGACCGCAAUUAGGGCUAGGAUAUUCAAAGGGUUCUCAUCACUAAUUAGCGAGCUUAUGCUAUAAUAUUAUCAGGUGACUAACAUUGUUUUCCUGCUUCACCUUUAAGUCAUUGUGAACAAAUUUUGGUGUAGAAGAGCAUGUAAAAGCCAAAAGUAAAGUGUCUUCAGGCAUGCAUCCAAAAUAAAGCGACUGAUAAAGUUUAUUGCUAUCAAAAACAUUCAUGUUUCUAUUGCUCUCUUGAAGUGAUUUUCAUUUACAUGAAUCUUGACAUAUGCGAAAUCCAGAUGUUUCCAAUUGUUAUGUUUUUAAGAGUCGACUUCAGGAGUAUGCGCACAAAGCUGGACUUCCUACACUUGAAUACGAGACUAUUAAAGAAGGACCUUCCCAUGAGCCUUCCUUGAAGUCAACAGUUAUUGUUAAUGGUGUCAGAUAUGAUUCAUUACCUGGAUUUUUCAAUCGUAAGGCAACAGAACAAUCAGCUGCCGAAGUUGCCCUCACGGAGUUGGCUAAAUCUGGCGAAUUGAAUCAAUGCAUUACUCAACCAGUGCAUGAAACUGGCUUAAGCGAAAAUCUUCUACAAGAGUAUGCGCAAAAGAUGAAUUUUGCCAUUCCUGUAUAUCAGUGCCAAAGAGACGGUACCCUAGGUCAAGAGGCCCUUUUCAAAUGUACUGUUGAGAUUGGGGGCAUUCACUACAUUGGAGCAUCUGCCAGAACCAAAAAGGAAGCAGAGAUCAAAGCUGCCAGAACUGCUUUGCUUGCAAUUUGGUCGAGUUCAGCCGAGUCGGCUGAUAGACAGCUGGGAAAUGCGCAGUUAACAGUUUUUCCUGGGAAAAAGAGGGGAGCAGAGGCUGUUGGGAAUUCUGAGGAGUCAGCCAAAGUUUCGAAGGCAAAGAAAGCUCGUAUCAAGAAGAAACUGAAAAUGCAGAAGAAGAGACUCUCUGGGAAAAAGGUUCGCAAUACUCGAGUUGAGAUUGAAGGUGGUUCAGAUGUUGAAAAGGCUGAUCAAGAGAGAUUAGAAUCAAAUUAUGAUAAAGAAUCUGGGAUUCUAGUAGCCUAUAGUGGACCGUUGGCCGAGGCAGGAAUUAAGGUUCCCAAAUGUGAGGGAAUAAAUGAUGACAACAAUGACACUACUGAGAGAGCAAUACCCGGUGAACUUUUGGCUCCACAUGUUACUAGUGUUCCAGAAAAUGGGCAGUUAGAUGCUAUGAAUCCCAAUGACAAUGGUUACAGUGAUGGCGCCCAUAAUAUGGUAGAACCUGCAAUAGAUGGAACUGCCUUGGAGAAGUAUAUGAAUAAAUUGACUAGAGUUCCAGAAGCAAGCUCUGUGGUUAACAUGUGUUCACUUGGCCAUAUAGAGGGGUCAACUGUGACUGUUUUAAGCCCACUGGAAGUGAAAGUCGAAGCAGCUGCCGGCUAAGUCGACAACCUCUUUGGGAAUUGUAGUGGACUGUUGGCUGGGGCAGCAAUUAAGGAUCCUAAAUGUGAGGGACUAAAUGAUGACAACAAUGACACUACUGAGAGAGCAAUACCUGGUGAACUUUUGGCUCCACAUGUUACUAGUGAUCCAGAAAAUAGGCAGUUAGAUGCUAUGAAUCCCAAUGACAAUUGUUACAUUGCUGGCGCCUAUGAUAUUGUAGAACCCGCAAUAGAUGAAACUGCCUUGGAGAAGCAUAUGAAUAAAUUGACUGGAGUUCCAGAAGCAAGCUCAGUGGUUAAAAUGUGUUCCCUUGGUCAUACAGAGGGGUAAACUGUGACUGUUUGAAGCCCACUGGAAGGGAAAGUUGAAGCAGCUGCCAGCCAAGUCGACAACCUUUUUGGGAAUUAGUUUUGCAGCUAGCUAGAGAAGGGGCACUUUGGAAUUGUGAUUGGUACGUUAAUAUUUGACGUUUUGCUAACGUUAGCUAUUUAGGUAGUUAGGAUUUAGAAGAUCAGAUUCUGAGAGACUAACUUUACUCUUUAAUGGUCUCUGUUCCAUCAGCAUUGGCACAUAUUCAUUCAUAGGCGGUGUUAAGACAAUUAAUGAUUGUGACUGAAUAGAAAGGAUCCUGAUGAAAAGGCAACUUUUUGUUUUAACUGCUUGUGGGGAUUUCUUUUAGUUCAGUGUUAAUUUAGCAGUGCAUAUUCAAAGCAAACAAAGAAAAAAGCAGCAUUUUCUGCUGAAAUCUGGUGUAUGAUGAUCCUUAUGGUAUUACAAGUUAACAUGCCAGGACUGGCAGUUCUGACUUGUGAUUUAGUUGUAAAAGGAAAUUAGUGAUGGUGGUUGAUCUUAUGGAUGAGAAUAGGCAAUAAGGCAUAUGCAGAUUGAUUAUUUAAGUACAUUGUGAGCUUGAUGCAGAUUGCUUUCUUCUUUUUAUUUAUCUUUUGUUGU
Tripterygium wilfordii is the source of this 2558-nucleotide messenger RNA. RefSeq names its product double-stranded RNA-binding protein 1-like. The transcript has 3 exons. Gene Ontology annotation, molecular function: double-stranded RNA binding; ribonuclease III activity. The coding region runs from base 462 to 1607 and encodes 381 amino acids. Gene Ontology annotation, cellular component: nucleus. Lineage: Eukaryota; Viridiplantae; Streptophyta; Magnoliopsida; Celastrales; Celastraceae. Gene Ontology annotation, biological process: rRNA processing; regulation of gene expression. The record is from RefSeq and is a predicted model, not a curated record.